GUACAAGUUCACGUACAAAAAUAGAAUGUUGUACAUAGCGAAUAUAAAUAAAGUACUAUACAAUUGUAGCAUAUUUAUCCUAAGAUUGACACAAAUUCUUAUAAAGUUGUUGAAAUCACAACUGAAAGAUUUAUUGCAAAUUAAACGUGGGAAUUAUGUAGACGUGUUGCAUCACAGUGAACAUUUUUUAGUAGUUUCGAAACCAUACGAUAUGUACAUUAAUAGCAAUAAUCCAGAGAAAAAGAAUACCCUUCAAUCUGAAUUAAAAAAAAUUUUACCAAAUUUGGCCAAUCCAAAUUUAUUUCAUGAAUAUCAUUUUGUACAUAGAUUGGAUUAUGCAACCAGUGGUGUUAUAUGUAUCGCAUUAAAUAAAAAGGCAGCGAGAGCUGCUUCGAACGCAUUCGCAUCGCGAAUAGCAAAGAAAUUUUAUUUGGCAUUGCUUCAUGGUCAUAUUAACGAACCUCACCUUGUAAUAGACAAAGCGAUCGGAAUUGAUAUAAGAGAGAAAGAAGGGAACCACAAAAUGUGUAUCGGCGAUAACAUAUUUUGUGAAAAACCACGGAAAUCUUGUACAGUCCUUGUAGUACUGGAACAAGGUUUUAGAAAUGGAAAACCGGCUACAAAAGUGUUAUUAUGCCCUGAGACUGGAAGACGGCAUCAGUUGAGAGUACAUUGUUCUCAUAUUGGUCAUACCGUAGUAGGGGAUUACACAUACAGCGAAAGAAAAGAUAUAGAACCUUAUAGAACAUUUCUUCACUCCUUCAGAUUGAUACUAAAUAAUGAUAUCGAAAACUUAGACGUAAGAAGUAUAGAUCCGUUUCAAGCUUCUGACCCAAGAAAUCAAUGGUCGCCGACAAAUAUUGCCCGAGUCUUGGACGAAAAUAUAUUUUCAGAUAUUUAUAAUCUUAUGCAAUAA
This is a messenger RNA of Colletes gigas, 916 nucleotides long. Its product is annotated as RNA pseudouridylate synthase domain-containing protein 1-like. The transcript has 4 exons. Bases 26 to 916 code for a protein of 296 amino acids. The record is from RefSeq and is a predicted model, not a curated record. NCBI's taxonomy places the organism in Eukaryota, Metazoa, Arthropoda, Insecta, Hymenoptera, Colletidae. Gene Ontology annotation, molecular function: RNA binding; pseudouridine synthase activity. Gene Ontology annotation, biological process: pseudouridine synthesis.